Messenger RNA from Copidosoma floridanum, 1977 nucleotides. Its product is annotated as venom acid phosphatase Acph-1-like. Lineage: Eukaryota; Metazoa; Arthropoda; Insecta; Hymenoptera; Encyrtidae. Gene Ontology annotation, molecular function: phosphatase activity. Gene Ontology annotation, biological process: dephosphorylation. The record is from RefSeq and is a predicted model, not a curated record.
UUUUUUAUUUCACGCUGAUAUCAAAAAACAGCUGAGGUAACACGGUCAUCUGAGCAUCGGAAUGUCGACGUCGGAUCUCGUUAAAUAUUGACAAGAGGUGAAAAACACACUUUCCGCGUUCGCGUCUUUGAAAAGAUGAUAAUGCCAGCCGAAUACAAUAAUAGAAGCGCCUGCGCUCGAAAUCGUCGUAAAAUUUUUCACACAAUACCGCGAGUGAUAAGGGGAAUCUUUGCUCCAUCGCGCGCAACGUGUCGUCACCUAUCUCAGUCUUCUUUUGAUACCGCGACGUCUCGGAGUUUAUAAAAAAAAAAAAAUAAUAAUUUUCAGACAAUGAAAUUUGUACUAUUGUACCAACUGUGCGCCUACAGCGUGCUCUUGACGCUUUCGAAGGUCUAUGUCUCGGCAAAGAUGGAACUAAAAUUGCUGAGCGUCCUUUCGAUCAACAAAUUUUACGUUCCCGACUACAACUACUUGUCGCCCGAGUUCAAGGUUCCGAAAAAUUUGACCUACGAGUACUUCACGAGCAACGCUGUUGACGUCCCCAACAGCGUCAAGCUAGACUUGUUCGGCCUCGGGGUGAGCCUGCGAAAGACGUACGACCGUUUCCUCGGGUCCCUGUACACCGAGCCGGCGAUGCUGAUGCGCACGACCGAGUACCCCGUGUCCAUCAUCGCCGGGGAGCUGAUCAACGCCGGACUGUGGCCACCGGUCGGCCCGCAAAUCUGGAAGGAAGACCUCCCCUGGCAGCCCAUCCCCUUUGAGUACAAGCCAGCCACGGAGGACGCCGUGCUACUAGGCACCCUGUGCCCCACCUUCAAACUCGAAACGAGCCGGGUCCUCUCGGAGCGCGACGACCUGACCGGCGCCCACGUCCAGCUGGUCAGUCGCUUGCACGACAUCGGGAUCAUGAACAUCUCGACGCUCCUGGACGUGCCCUCCCUGUACUUCACCUUGGAAAACGCCGUGGAGCUGAACCGAACCCUGCCACAGUGGGCGUCGAGCGUUUUCCCCGGCCAAGGUCUCCUCAACGCGACUCUGGCCGCCUACGAGCUGCUGUCCCAGACGAAGGCCCAGAGACAACUGAACGGCGGAGCGCUCGUCAAGCUGCUUCUCCAGGACUUCCACGAGGCCGACGAGCGCAAGAUCAGCGUGUUCAGCGGGGACGAUCGGCUCUUGGCCGGGGUCUCGAGGAUCCUUGGCGUGCCGGCGAAGGAUGUACCGGCUGCCGGCGCGGCGCUGAUUUUCGAGCUCCACGCCGACGACGACGACGAGCGUUUCGUCAAGAUCAUGUACUACACCGGGGGCAAGGAUGCCGAAUUCUUUCCCUACCCGGUGGGCUGUGGCAUUUUUUGUCCCAUGAGGAAUUUCACCGAAUUGGUGGCGGAUUCGUUGCCCGGAGAUGGUCUUGCCCUCUGCCGCGGGACCAAUCAUUCCACGGACGGCCCAAGAGGCUCCUCCUCGGUGGAUCUCGGCGUUUCGAACUAUUUCCUACUUAUUCCCGUACUUUCGGUUGCUUUGCCGUUGGCCGUCCCCGGGAGUUCUCGGUUGUAAAAAUUUUGCGAGUGACCGAUUCCAAGGAGGCUUAUGAACGGUGCGCGUGACUAGUGUCGGGUGAAUUGGAAAAAAAGGACUUACCCUGCGGUAUGGAUGUAUAGGAGAAAAUCUGCCAAAUUUCCUUGGUGGUUGUUUUUGAGGUAUGUGUAACUGAUGUCGGUUCGGAUGCCGGCGAUGGAGUGAAGGUGGACACAGGGACGCGUCAAGCUUUAAACUAUCUUCGUUGUAGCGUCUCAUCGGGGAUUUUGUAAAUCAACGCCGGACGCGUCGUCGAUAUUGUCGAACUGUACUGUUAUUUUCGAAACUUCCAGUUAAUAAUUGAUUUGUGUAUCUAUACAUAUAGAAAGAAUAAAUAAAAAUAAUAAAAACGAGAAAAUGUGCCUUUGACGUGUAGGUUUGAAGCUUUCAACUCGCUGCGCAGAC